This is a messenger RNA of Zingiber officinale, 3268 nucleotides long. RefSeq names its product probable LRR receptor-like serine/threonine-protein kinase At2g24230. NCBI's taxonomy places the organism in Eukaryota, Viridiplantae, Streptophyta, Magnoliopsida, Zingiberales, Zingiberaceae. Gene Ontology annotation, molecular function: protein kinase activity; ATP binding; protein binding. The coding region runs from base 637 to 3213 and encodes 858 amino acids. Gene Ontology annotation, biological process: protein phosphorylation. The transcript has 2 exons. The record is from RefSeq and is a predicted model, not a curated record.
GUUAAAUCUGGGUGCCCAAAUCUAGCCUCUCACUUUUGCCCCACCCACACAGCUCACAGCUGGAAAUGGUCAGUUCUGAGCAUUUACAUUUUGGAAGAAAUGAAACCCAGCUUAUUGAUGGGCGAUGGGUCCUGCUUUGAAUGCUUGCUUUUCCAAAUUUUAUGAUUUAAGCAAGCAGUACAAUCUCAUUAAAUCUGCUCAAUGCGAUUCAAGUGGCGCCAGUUGCUGUCCAGCUGAAGCCAUAAAGUCUACAAUGGAUUACCAAUCUACCACCUUUUACUUCGCACCUCCCCAUUUAUUACGAGCCCUCAUCCAGCUCUCAUGGAUCAAAAACAGAGAUUGAAAUUGAGUGAAGAAGAAAAGCUUGGUGCUUUCUUCACGCCCAAAAACCUCAAGCUCCUCCAUCUGACUUCCUUCACCUGCGCGUGCUGUGGUUGUGUCUUGGUGUCAGCCUUAAGACAACCACGGCUUGAGCUUCCUCGAUCUCGCCAUUCUUUAAAGACGGAGGGAGCCUUUUGGUGCCUAAAGGCUUGCAGCCAUGGUGGACGGGAACGAAGAGAAAGAAAGGAGAUGUAAAAAUCUCAUCUUUGCGUGAAAUCGCCUUGUGUUGCUCCCGCUGCCUAUCCUUGGCUCGGAAUGGCCGCUGGAUUCCUUGCCGUUUACCUUUCCGUUUGUCUUCUGCUGAGGUGCUCGGCCUCGCCGGAGCCGAACACGGAUGCGUUCUUCGUCGCCGAGUUCUUCCGGAGGAUGGGGGCGCCGCCGCUGACCAAGAAUGACAGUUCGUCGGACGUUUGCUCGUGGCCAGGGGUCUCCUGCGAGUGCCAGUGCGGGAAAGUAACCGGCUUAGUGGCUUCCGGCGUCGGUCUCUCCGGCCCAAUCCCCGAGACCACCAUCGCGAAGCUUAGCGUGCUACGUGUUUUGGAUCUCAGCGGCAACAACAUCACCGCCCUUUCAUCGGACUUCAGCGAGCUGUGCGGCUCUCUCGCCAGCCUCGACCUCUCCGCCAACAACAUCGCGGGGUCGCUGCCGGGCAACAUCGGCAACUUCAAGCUGAUGGAGAGCCUCGACUUUUCUCACAACCGCUUCUCCGGCGAGAUCCCCAGGGAGGUGGGCUCACUCACCAACCUAAGGUUUCUUAAUCUCAGCAGCAACUUCUUGGAGAUGAGCAUUCCGGAGACUUUUCUUGGAUGCGUCGCGCUGGUUUCAAUCGAUCUCUCCAAUAACAAAUUGGGGGCAAAUCUUCCAGUUGGAUUCGGUUCUUCCUUCAACAACCUAACCACUAUGGAUCUCUCUGGGAACCGGUUUGCUGGAAAGAUGCCGGAUUUAUCCAAUCUACCUUCGCUCGCCUUUCUCAAUCUCUCCGGAAAUCUCUUCCGGGACUUGUCUCUCGAGGGGCUCCGAGAGGCCUUGCAGGUUGUGGACCUGAGCAAGAACCAGUUCCGCAGGCUCAUUUCUCAGGUAAACCGAAGCUUCACCUCCAAUUCGUCGUCGCUGAUCUAUCUUGAUAUGUCAAUGAACGAACUCACCGGAGAGUUCUUCCUCGGUUUGGGAGACUUGAGAUCAUUGAAUCAUCUCAAUCUUGCAUUUAACAAGUUUUCUAGCCAAGAAUUUGUUCACAUAGAACUGCCUUCUGCACUGCAGUAUCUGAAUCUCUCCAGAACCAAUCUCACUGGCCGUAUUCCAUCUGGUAUCUCUCAAAUGCUCAACUUGAAGGUAUUAGACCUUUCACAGAAUCAUAUCACUGGAAGCAUUCCUGAGCUUGGCUCCAGAAGCUUGCGAGUGAUCGACUUUUCGCAGAACAAUCUCACGGGUGAAAUCCCAGAGUCCUUGCAAGAGACUCUACCCAGGAUUGAAAAGUUCAAUUUUUCCUUCAACAAUCUUACUUACUGUGCUGAGAAACUUCCAUCAGCAAUGCUGAAUUCAUCAUUUAUAGGAUCACAAAGUGACUGCCCCAUUGCAGUAUAUCCAGAUAAUGUUGUGUCCAAGGGAAGGAAACGUCUUGAUCUCAAGUUAGGAUUUGCCAUUGCUUUAUCGGUGUUCUUUUCGUCAGCGGUGCUGAUCUUCCUUGCGCUUGUAUGCCGAAGGAGGACAGGGCCAUGGACAAUCAAGCAACUGUCAUACAACGAGGAGCAGAACGUUUCUGGUCCCUUCUACUUUCAGACUGAUUCAACAACUUGGGUUGCAGAUGUCAAGAUUGCAAGCUCAGUCCCCGUCGUCGUCUUUGAAAAGCCACUGUUGAACUUGACCUUUACCGAUCUCUUGAAUGCAACUUCCAAUUUUGAUAGAGGAACCUUACUGGCAGAGGGAAAGUUUGGGCCAGUCUACCGAGGAUUUCUUCCCGGAGGCAUUCAUGUUGCCAUGAAGGUUCUGGUUCAUGUAGCAUCUGUGACAGAUGAGGAAGCUGCACAAGAACUCGAGAGGCUCGGGCAGAUCAAGCACCCAAAUCUAGUGCCCUUGACUGGUUAUUGUUUAGCCGGAGAACAAAGAAUUUUGAUAUAUGAUUAUAUGGAGAAUGGGAACCUACAGAAUCUACUUCAUGAUUUACCACUAGGUGUACAAUCAACUGAAGAUUGGACUAGUGAUACGUGGGAUCAAGAUAAUACUUGUGCACAGAGCAUCACGACCGAUGGACUGACAACUUGGAGAUUCCGACACAAAAUUGCUCUGGGCGCAGCGAGGGCAUUGGCUUUUCUUCAUCAUGGAUGCUUCCCCAUGAUUGUUCACCGAGAUGUGAAGGCCAGUAGCAUUUACCUUGAUUCGUCUAUGGAACCAAGGCUAGCUGAUUUUGGCUUGUCAAGUUUGGUCGGGUUUAGCACCGACGGUGGGAAUGCGACAUUUCAUGGAUCUGCAGGUUAUGCUCCUCCAGAGUUUUCAGAUCCAGAAAAUGCAUCAGCAACCAUGAAAUCUGACGUUUAUGCAUUUGGGGUGGUGCUUUUUGAGCUUCUUACAAGGAAAAAACCUACUGGAGACGAUGAGUAUUCCGAAGACAAGGUGACUAAUCUUGUUGGCUGGGCACGGGCAUUGGUGCGGAGAAAUGAGCUAGCAAGAUUGAUCGAUCCGAAAAUAAGGGAAACAGGAGCUUCUGAAAAACAAAUGGAGGAAGCACUAAGAAUUGCUUAUCUAUGUACAGCCGACUUGCCAUCCAAGAGGCCAUCCAUGCAGCAAAUUGUUGGUCUUCUUAAGGACAUUGAGCCUGUCAUUGGUGAACAAUGAACUGCAAAUUUCAAUUCAGCUAUGCAAUUAUAUAGCAGGCAUGAGCUUCUCUGAA